Mesocestoides corti is the source of this 2025-nucleotide messenger RNA. The record is from the annotation of a GenBank genome assembly. NCBI's taxonomy places the organism in Eukaryota, Metazoa, Platyhelminthes, Cestoda, Cyclophyllidea, Mesocestoididae.
AUGGCGGCAGCCCCGUCCAUUUUCCUCACUGUCUUCGCCGAGACGAAAUCUACCUCCUUAUUACCUGCACCUAAAGUUCCUUUCAUUCUCGCAGCGACCCAGGCUCAGCUUGACUCCACAAUUUCUAUCCUUGAUCAACUCAUCCUGGAGUUUGAAUUUCAGGUUAAUACACUCACGCAACUAGAAGCACGGCACCAUAGUCUUCUCAAAAUAUCCCAUGAGGGUCCUGGGAACCCGGCAGUUGAAGAUGAACUCACGUCAAUACGAUGUGGGUGGCGUGCCAGCAUGGCUCGUUGCGUGGACCUCGAAUAUUGUCUAGAGAGUGCCAUCUCCUGUCUGGAACGCUCUCUAGAAGUCGCUGUCUUGGUUACGCCCCUGUUUACUUCCGCGGAAGAUCUAUCAAUGUGUGAUCGUGGUGGACACAUCCUCAAAAAUGUUCAAGAUAAUUUUGAGGACCUCAGGCAGCGUCGUCAGUUCCUUACGCAGGCACUCUUUUUGAGUGUGCAGAUGGAUAAUUUGGAGGUCGCUGUUGGGGAGCUGCUUUGGGCUCGUGACAACUGGAUUAUCGAAGCAUCGGCUUUAUCUCAUGACAUUUUAACCAGGGAUCCCGUGGAGGUGUUCCGUAAUGUAAACCACUUGGAAGACGAAAUGACGAAACUAAUACGCGCCACUGUCCAUGCCUCAGAUGAAAAAACCGAACAAAUAGUGAAUAAAUUGGCCGUUGUUGUUGAUUAUGUGGAUAAACUUGACUUCUCAAAGCUCUCAAAUGCGGACAAAGCCCAAGCAUACCUUCUAAAGGGAAAGGCGUUGAACGUUGCUGUCCCAAUUAUGGAACAGAAAAGGGAAAGCGCUGCUGAGGCCAAAACUUGCCUCGAAAAAGCUUUACAGAUAGACCCAGGUCUGUCCGAUGCAUGGUGUGAGCUCGCCGAGCAUGAAUGGAUGUUAUGUGAACCUGAACGCGCAGUUGCACCUUUGCAGACAACACUUAAGUUAAACGUAAGCGGCAUAAUGCACGCCUCAGUGGUCAUUCACCUUAUUAUGGAAGCUGGUAUCACGGGAUCUCCGAAGUACCCUGUUCUUGCUGGUCUUCUCGUGGUGCCAUGCUCAUCCAUAAAGCAAAAUGCUGAUGCGCUCUGGCGUUUGUCAAUGCUCCUGCGUCAAUUACCCGCCGAGAGCACAGCGAAGAGAGCUCUUUUCGAGUGCUCAGAGCUGUUGGACCUUUUGGCCCCCGGGGGUUCAAGCAAAGACAGUCUUUCGGUCUCCCUUCGACUGGCUCAUGCCGCCGUCAAGGCCGAUCCCACGUCUGGUAGAGCCUGGGAGUGCCUCGGCAAUGCCCUGCUCACGGCGUUUCUCUCGGGACCGCCCGACAAAACCGCCGGAUUCAUUGGACGCUCCCUCGCGGCCUUCACACAGGCCUCAAAGCAUCCCAGUGUUGUUGCGCAACCACAUUUUCACUACAAUCGGGCUGCAGCACUGCACUACAAGGACGACUUCUCGGGGGCCCUGGUGUCGUGGCUGCGCGCGGGCCUCCUCGACCCGGCGUGGCCAGCACCCCGCGCCAGCGCCACGCGUUGCCUGAGGGCAUUUCGGAAAAUGGACGCGAUUGUCCACACACAGGCCGAGGAUUUCGAUAAAACAACGCGAAAGCGAAUUGCGAGCCUGAUUUCCUCGCUGGCCCCCUGUCUCGCCGCCGACGGCGGUCAGCCCCUAGCAAAACUUCUUGGCCCGUUUCGUCCCCGCAAGCAGGGCUCAAAAUCUGCAGCUGUGACCUCGACAAUACCCGACUUGGAAUUCCGGUUAUUUAAAGACCUUAAAACCGGUAAUAACUUCGGCAAAGUGGUCUGUGGUGGCGUCGUCACCUCCCUACCCUCGGACAGUGACCUCGCUUUAAACCUCCUUCUCGUGGAUGCUGAAGGCUCCUUCCUAGUCUUGCGCAUUCAUCAAAUCAGCAAGGUGAGUGUUGGUUGUCUGACAACUUGCCACGAGCACUCAGAUCUUAUUCGUAACAAGCUCCUGCAGGUUUAA